CUUUGCUUCAUAUAUAUGUCUGCUGCUACUUCUAUGCCAUAUGCCUUCAAACAACACUGCAUUCUAUUCCUAAUCGUCUCUCUUCUCUCUGUUGUCAUCUUAGGUGGUGGAGAUCUAAUGGAGAUCAAAUGGGUAGUGCCUGUCAUGGCCAUCACAGCCUUAUUGUUGUUAGUUUCAAUGUGUGGAAGCGCAAACGCAGGAUUAAUAAAGGAAAAGAAGAAGGUGUGUACUAAGGGGUGGGAGUGCAAAGCGUCGGUCUACUGCUGUAACCACACCAUAUCUGAUUAUUUCCAGACGUACCAAUUUGAGGAUCUCUUCGCCAAAAGAAACACUCCUGUUGCUCAUGCUGUUGGCUUCUACGAUUACCAUUCCUUCAUUACAGCGUCGACGGACUUCCAGCCAAAAGGCUUCGGCACCACCGGUGGAAAGCAGAUGCAGAUGAAGGAAGUGGCUGCGUUCCUUGGCCACGUUGGCAGUAAAACUUCCUGUGGUUAUGGUGUUGCCACUGGAGGUCCAUAUGCCUGGGGACUCUGCUACAACCAUGAAAUGAGCCCAGCCCACUCCUACUGUGAUUCCACUGACUACAACUUCCCCUGCGCACCUGGUGCUGAAUACUACGGUCGAGGUGCCUUGCCUGUCUACUGGAACUAUAAUUAUGGAGCCGUUGGAAAAGGCCUGAAGGUUGAUCUGUUGAACCAUCCUGAGUACCUGGAACAGAAUGCCACCCUUGCCUUCCAAGCUGCUAUAUGGAGAUGGAUGACCCCUGUCAAGAAGCACCAACCAUCUGCCCACGAUGUCUUUGUUGGCAAUUGGAAGCCUACCAAGAAUGACACCUUGUCAAAGCGUGUUCCUGGCUUUGGAACCACCAUGAAUGUUCUGUAUGGAGAUCAGGUCUGCGGUCAGCGUGAAAAUGAGUCCAUGAACAAUAUCGCCUCUCAUUAUCUGUAUUACCUCGACCUGAUGGGUGUUGGCCGGGAGGAGGCAGGAACCCAUGAAGUCUUGACUUGUGAGGAGCAAAAGGCUUUCAAUCCUUCCUCUACAUCUGCAACUUCUUCUUAAACAACAUGAGAGAUAUAAGGUUCUAAGGCACCUCCAUCCAUCAUCCCUCAAUAAUUGAAUUCCGGUAUAUAAUGUUUUUUUUAUUUUGUUUGCAAGUAUCAAAUUGGCAAUGGGAUUGCUUUGUUUGUAGAUAUUGCACGUUUGCCUUCUGUUACCAACCUGUUGUAUGAAAGAGACCAACUUAUAAAAGCAUCAUUUACAGUGUGAUUCAUUA
Messenger RNA from Macadamia integrifolia, 1273 nucleotides. Its product is annotated as chitinase-like protein 1. The record is from RefSeq and is a predicted model, not a curated record. Gene Ontology annotation, biological process: carbohydrate metabolic process; cell wall macromolecule catabolic process; chitin catabolic process. Gene Ontology annotation, molecular function: chitinase activity. The coding region runs from base 16 to 1059 and encodes 347 amino acids. Lineage: Eukaryota; Viridiplantae; Streptophyta; Magnoliopsida; Proteales; Proteaceae. The transcript is spliced from 2 exons.